AUGGUCCACUCGUUGAAAUGUACUUUUUGGAUAAUAUAUACCUAUGAAAGAUGGACUUCUCUCUAUACGGGUUGUCUAUCUACCUUCCGAGACGACUUGAUUGAUGCGCCAUAUCCCGAAGACCUCUUAGUAGCAAACAUAUCAGACAACGAUACAAAGAGUGAAUUUUCAGACUCCUUGAUACUCUAUAGGUUUGUCUGUGCUAUGGUUGAUAUUAGACUUGUUGCCGACCGGGUGUUCUUGGAAAUAUAUUUACCUAAGAACAUCUCUAGUAUAUCGCAUUCUAUCUAA
Molecule: messenger RNA, 291 nt
Organism: Penicillium salamii
Lineage: Eukaryota; Fungi; Ascomycota; Eurotiomycetes; Eurotiales; Aspergillaceae
Source: the annotation of a GenBank genome assembly